Alternaria arbusti is the source of this 1653-nucleotide messenger RNA. RefSeq lists its product as uncharacterized. The transcript is spliced from 3 exons. The coding region runs from base 1 to 1653 and encodes 550 amino acids. Lineage: Eukaryota; Fungi; Ascomycota; Dothideomycetes; Pleosporales; Pleosporaceae. Gene Ontology annotation, molecular function: flavin adenine dinucleotide binding; oxidoreductase activity, acting on CH-OH group of donors. Gene Ontology annotation, biological process: secondary metabolite biosynthetic process. The record is from RefSeq and is a predicted model, not a curated record.
AUGAAGGUCGCUGUCAUUGAGGCCGGUGCUCUCUAUCAGAUCGCGAACCCGCUUUUGUCGUCGACUCCAGCUGGAGAUGUUCUGUGGUCGGGCUCCAGCCCAUUAGAUCAGAACCUUCUCGUGGACUGGAACUUCAUUACCGCCCCUCAAGCCGGCGCGAAUGGUAGGCGAAUCAAGUACGCGCGAGGAAAGUGCCUGGGUGGAAGCUCGGCUCGAAACUUCAUGAUCUACCAGCGAGGCGAUCGCGGCUCGUACCAGCGCUGGGCAGACGAAGUCGGAGACGACUCGUACACUUUCGACAACCUGAUGCCGUAUUUCAAGAAGUCCAUCAAGUUUACACCACCCAACACCAAGCUUCGUGCAAGCAAUGGCUCGGCCGAAUACGUCGCGAGUGCCUUCGGUGCCAGCGGCGGGCCUCUCGAUGUCUCCUACGCGAACUACGCUGGACCUUUCUCAAGCUACAUGGAAGGAGGCAUGAACGGCAUUGGAAUCCAGACUAGGCCUGACUUCAACUCGGGAGAACUCAUGGGAGCUCAGUAUUGUAGCUCGACGAUCACGCCCGGCAACCAGAAGCGCGCGUCAAGCCAAACAACAUUUCUUGAGGCUGCGAAGAGUCGUCCUAACCUCAAGGUGUAUACUCUGACUCGCGCUGAGAAGAUCAUCUUCAAUAGCGAGAAGCGUGCCACUGGUGUCCAGUUACCGCUUGGAAUCGUCCUUACCGCAAAGCGUGAAGUGAUCCUUUCGGCCGGUGCUUUCCAGUCUCCUCAGCUGCUUAUGGUCUCUGGAGUUGGGCCUGCUGCACAGCUCAAGAAGUUCAACAUUCCCGUCCUUGCUGACCGCCGGGGUGUUGGUCAGAAUAUGCAAGAUCACAUUUUCUUCGGCCCAACCUACCGCUACAAAGUCCAGACGCUCACGAAACUCGCCAAUGACCUUCUUUAUGUCGGCGCUCAAUUUGCAUUCGAUUAUGGCCUGCUCAAGAAGGGUCCUCUUACCAACCCCGUCUGCGACUUUCUAGCCUGGGAAAAGGCUCCUCGCAACCUUAUCUCUUCAGAAGCUGCCGCAGCGCUGGACCAGUUCCCUGCAUCCUGGCCCGAGAUCGAAUACCUCUCUGCACCCGGCUAUAUUGGCGAUUUCUCCAAUCUCUUCGCAAGCCAGCCCAAGGACGGCUACCAAUACGCGUCCAUUCUCGGCGCUCUUGUUGCUCCCCUCUCCCGUGGCUCAGUGACCAUCACAAGCCCUAGCACAGCUCAGCUCCCUUCGAUCGACCCGGGCUGGUUGACCGACCCCACUGAUCAAGCCCUUGCAGUUGCCGCCUACAAGCGCAUGCGUCAAGCAUUUGCUACAGACGCCAUGAAGGCUGGUCUUGCGGAUACAAAAGAAUACUUCCCUGGACCUAAGGUUGAGACUGAGGAGCAAAUCCUUAACACCGUUCGCGAUACCUUGAUGACUGUGUGGCACGCUUCUUGCACGUGCAAGAUGGGAAAGAUUGACGACCCAGAUGCAGUCGUGGAUAGCAAGGCGAAGGUUAUUGGUGUGACCGGUUUGAGGGUUGUCGAUGCUAGUUCAUUCGCACUAUUGCCUCCCGGGCAUCCACAGAGUACGAUAUACGCGUUGGCAGAGAAGAUUGCCGACGACAUCAAGCGCAGCCGGUAG